AAGACUGUCUCUGCUUUUUCAACUGAGUUUGCAUCUAUCGUGGCUGCAGCAGUUGCUCAAAAUGCUGGAAUCAUGCAGGAUUUACAGACUCUGUGCUUAACACAUGAUGAUGAAUACCGAUCGGAAUACGGAAAUGAAAACACAGAUAUACGACUUGAUGGUACCAAGCACGAUGAUGCGAUUGAUGAGAUGGCCUCAACGUUAAGCGAAGCAAACUUUAAAACUAAGCUUGCGUCAAUAUUAGCUUCAGCCAUUGCGCAUGAUGUUAACGAUCUGAAGAAUCUUUGCAAGCAUCAUGGAAAUGAGUUCAUGGGAUCGCCAGAAAACCAUUCUUUAAGAACAGUAUCAUUUGUUGAUGAGACAAGUCAGGCAAACAACACAUUACAACAUACGGCAUCGUCGACCAGCUUCUUUGAAAUGCAACUGUCAACAAUAAUAGCUUCAGCAAUUGCCAAUAAUAGUGAAAGUAUCCAGGAGUUGCGACAUCUAUUUGAACAAUCAUAUGCAUGAAUUGGG
Messenger RNA from Dreissena polymorpha, 516 nucleotides. RefSeq lists its product as uncharacterized. The record is from RefSeq and is a predicted model, not a curated record. The coding region runs from base 73 to 510 and encodes 145 amino acids. NCBI's taxonomy places the organism in Eukaryota, Metazoa, Mollusca, Bivalvia, Myida, Dreissenidae. The transcript has 4 exons.